AUGACAUGGGGAUUUCGCAAACCACCAGUGGUCACACCAUUGAAAGUGGGAGGAAUGACACCAUUACUGUGUGCAGCACAGAAUGGACACCUGGAGAUCCUUCGUUAUCUUAUCACAGUUGGCUGUGAUAGAGAAAUCAGAACAACCCAGAACGGAAAAACAGUAUUACAUUUGGCUGCUCAGUAUGGACAACUACCUGUCACCAAAUGGUUGAUAGAAGAAGGAGGAAUCAGUCCCUUUGUUAUAACAUCUGAGGGUAACACUCCAUAUGAUCUGGCUGCAGAUAAAGACAACUACAACUAUUCAUCUAAGCAGAAAAAAGAAAAGAAAAAAGUCAUGAGUUUCCUCAAGACUGUCAUGGGAAAGGAAGACCACGAAGUGAUCACAGAAGCCCUCCAGCAAAAGGGUCUUGCACAAGUCCUAAAAGGCCCCAAGGAAGAAAAAGGUAUUUUUUCUGAUAUGGAAUUUCAAGGUCUGUUAAGCAGCGGAUCAUAUAAAUGUUACUGGAACCGUGUUUUUCUUACUGGUCCAUUUGGUGUUGGCAAGACAUGUUUAGCCAAAAUUCUAGUGGGAGAUGAGGCUCCAGAGCAGCGAGAGUCAACAGAUGGUAUAUGGAUUUAUCUCGGCAGAGCUGGAAUGAAUAUAAAGGAACGUUGUUGGAUAUUCUUAGAAAAGGGGACUAUCUUGAAUGCAACUGUACAAAGUUUGCUAAGGAGUAAAGAAAUAGCAAAACCAGGUAUUGAAAAAUCCAAUGAGGAGAUGGCAGAUUUUGUUGAUGCUAAACAAAGGGAAGAAAUCCAAAACAAAGGUUCUGUAUCAUCCAGUCCAGGUCAAGUUACAUCCAGUCCAGGGGCUGCAAAACACGAAGAGGAAAUGCAAGAUCGAAGUGUUGUUAAGUCUUGUGUCAGUACUCCAGGCCUACACACAAUACAAUCAAAGUUAAAAGCUUUCUUUAGUCUCCCAAGUCGAAAACAGAAAGUAUUUAAAGGUCAAAAUGUUGCAAAUCUGAAAUCUCAAGAUGAUAAAAGUGCUUUGGUGCAUAGAGUUACUAGAGAUGACAAGAGGAAUUUAGACACGGACGAGAAAUUGACUGCCUUAGACAUUUCAGAGGAUGAAAUUAUUCAACUUAUCCGAUCUGAAUGUAAUAAAGGCAAUUACGAAAUGGUAAUUGUCCCCAUAGAUUUGUGUGACUUUGGCGGUCAAAAGAUAUAUCACUUGACACACCAACUCUUCAUAUCUAGCAGAGGCACUUUUGUGUUGAUAUUUAACGGAAGCCAGGGUAUUUAUGAUGAAAUACCAGAUUAUAUAGACUUACCCGGCUGCCAUAAUAAACGAAAUACAGCAGUUUAUCUCGUCCAUUGGGUUAACUCAGUCCUUACAUAUUGUAAGACUUUGACUGAAAAUGGAGGAUACCCAAAAAUCAAAUUUGUUGCAACACACAAAGAUCAAGUAAAAGGUGAUAUUGAAGAACAGAGACAAAUUUUAGAAGCCUCAAUCGAAAAACUCUUUGAAAAUCAUGGAGGAAAACAACAUCUUCAAUAUCGACCACUUAUUUUUGUGGAUGCAAGAAAUAAAGAGGACGAAGAAUUAGACACAUUGAAGAAUCAUUUGGUGGAAGUUGCAUUAGACCAUCCUUGUUGUGGAGAAUUAAUGCCUACUAAGUUUGUACCACUUGAACUUCAAUUAGCCCAAAAAGUAGAGGCAAACAAGAAAAUAAUAUCCAUUGGUGAACUGAAUGACCUUAACCAGCAGAAUGAGAAACACGCGUUAACCCCAGAUCAGUUACAGAAGUUUCUAAAGGUUAACCAUGCCCUGGGGAAACUGAUCUACUUCGAUGAAUGUCGCUUGAGAAAUAACGUUAUCAUUGAUCCAGUAUUUUUGGUAGACGUGCUACGUUCCAUCGUUACUGAUGAACAGUUUUGGCCAGAACAUCUCAUUGAAAUAUUAAGAGACCUCAAAGAGAGUGGAAAAUUGUUGAGAAAAGAUUUACAUGAAAUAUGGAAACAAGACUGUUUCAAGGAGAUCUCAGAGCAUAAAGAUUAUAUAGUAGAAAUGUUAGUUCAUUUGGACAUAAUUUGUAGACAAAAAGAUGAUGAAAAUGAUUCAGAAUUUUUCUUAGUACCAUGCCAAAUUAGAACCAAAAGAGAAGACAACCCACAAAUAGAUUUUGACAGAAGCAUACAUCUAGCUUAUAUGUUUAAGGAGGAAGUUGUACCACCUGCUAUCCUUUACCGGUUCAUUGCGACUUUCAUAUCAAUGUGGAAGCUUCGAGUCAGCACGACAUCCAGUCGUCUGAUGAUCUUUACAGACAGUGCUGAUGUUACAAUUGAUAAUGAACACGAUAUGAGAAUUGACAUUCAGGGAAACAGAAUUAUAGUUUCUCUUUCUCACAAAGACAGCCAAAUCUCUAUUGUACCUACAAUAGCAUCAACAGCUCAGGAAUGCCUCACACAUGCCAUUACAAACAUUUCCAAUUUCUAUUUCUCGGUUUCAGAUGAUUCUGAUUGUACGAGAGAUUUACCUUUUACCAUUCAAAUUGGUAUAGUUUGUGGGUCAGAUCUUUGUUAUUUUGACCACAUGUUGAGAUCGAACAUGUCUAAGGAAGAAUGGGCAUGCCCCUAUCACAAUAGAAUACACAAGACUAAAAUUGUGUCUAGAUGGUUUGCAGACAAGUUACCUAUGAAGGAUGACAGAUGCCAGGAAGAUUGUCUGGGUCUAGAUAUGGCAUGGCUAGAUAUUAAUCCAGAUGAUAGACACUUGGGACGCUUAGCAGCUGAAAUGACAAUUGAAGAAACAAGGAAAAUGUAUAUCCACCUAAAGGAAUAAAAUCCAGUUAGGUCUUGGGAUAAUA
Mytilus trossulus (common blue mussel) is the source of this 2851-nucleotide messenger RNA. RefSeq lists its product as uncharacterized. The record is from RefSeq and is a predicted model, not a curated record. The coding region runs from base 1 to 2826 and encodes 941 amino acids. NCBI's taxonomy places the organism in Eukaryota, Metazoa, Mollusca, Bivalvia, Mytilida, Mytilidae. The transcript has 12 exons. Gene Ontology annotation, molecular function: protein binding.